Messenger RNA from Oncorhynchus kisutch (coho salmon), 1885 nucleotides. Its product is annotated as retinol dehydrogenase 12. Bases 456 to 1433 code for a protein of 325 amino acids. The record is from RefSeq and is a predicted model, not a curated record. The transcript has 7 exons. Lineage: Eukaryota; Metazoa; Chordata; Actinopteri; Salmoniformes; Salmonidae.
UGAGCCUGCGCAGACCGCGAAAAACAGAUGUUUACAUGCCACAGUAUCCCAUCUAAAAUCAACAUAUCCCAGGCAUCUUGUCCUGGUUUCACAUAACCGGGAUACAAGUUUUUUCGGGUUAUUGUAAACGGGAUAUUUUUUCGGGUUAUUGUAAACUCAAAAACAGAAUACUUAAGUAUCCCGAAUAAUAACGGGAUAUUGGUGUGCAUGUAAACGUGGUCACUGACGGGUCAAGGGAGUAGUCCUGGUUUAAUCGGACUAUAAGACUUUAAACCUCGUAAGAUACUUAGACCUAUUCAUAGCUACUCGAUCUGUAUCACUGCUUGUGCUAUAACAACAUUUAAAGCAACCCAGUUCAAGAAGACGAGACAGACUCGAUAAACUCAUGAUUUACCAGGCUAAAAUGUAAUUGUCUUGUCUGGGGUGGUCAAAUUAUUUUGGCAACAGCUGAUAAGAUGUGGAAAGAAUUGAAGAAAAACCAUCUCGUCAAGUACGGCGCUGUGACCACAGUGUCAACCAUCAGCUAUGUUUUACUGAGAAAGUGGAUCGCCGGUGGGAUAUGCCACAGCCGUGCCAAACUGCAUGGAAGGACUGUGGUGAUCACUGGUGCCAACACUGGUAUCGGCAAGGAGACGGCCUGGGAUAUGGCCAUGAGAGGAGCCCGGGUGAUUAUGGCUUGCCGAGACCUCACCAGGGGAGAGGCCGCUGCAACAGAGAUCCGCAGUUCUACUGGAAAUACUAACGUGGUGGUGCAACAACUAAACCUGGCCUCCCUCGGGUCAGUACGACAGUUUGCCAGGGAAUUCAUUGCCACGGAGACCCGUCUGGACAUACUUAUCAACAACGCAGGUAUAAUGCUAUGUCCCAAAAGCUUCACAGUGGACGGGUUUGAGAGUCAAUUUGCUGUCAAUCACCUAGGUCACUUCCUAUUGACCAAUCUUCUCCUGGACAUGCUGAAAGCCUCCACCCCCAGCCGCGUCGUCACUGUGUCUAGCAUCGCUCAUCAAGGCGGGAAAAUCCACUAUGAUGACCUUAACUUUGAUAAGAAGGGGUACAACUCAGUAAUUGCCUACAAGCAGAGUAAACUGGCCAACCUCCUCUUCUCUAGGGAGCUGGCACGAAGGACCAAAGGUACUGGAGUGACGUCGUAUUCCCUGCACCCCGGGGUUAUCCGGACAGAGCUGUGGCGCCACUCGCAGUCAAAGUACCCCAUGCUGAGUUCCAUGCUGUCAGCCCCCGCCUGGCUCCUGAUGAAGACCCCCAGGGAGGGGGCCCAGACCACCAUCUACUGCGCCGUCACUGAGGGGCUGGAGGAGAAGAGCGGCUACUACUUCAGUGACUGUCAGGUAAAGGAGCCAGCUCUCGAGGGGACAGAUGAUCUUGCAGCACUGAGACUAUGGGGCGUUAGCGCCGGGCUAGUGGGACUCAAUUAAAACAACUGAACAACUCGCCUUGCAACACGGUGCCACUCCCAACCCCACCUGCCAGAACCCUCACGGAUACUGGCAUUUUUUUAAAUGUCGGCUCUUAACUUUCAUAUCAGAAGAUAUCCUGUAUUCUAUAUAUAUCCUGUAUUCUACACAUUUUCUAUAUUCUAUAUUUUUUGAUGUUGUCUUAUAAUACAGUAUAUUUUGAUAAAACAUUUUUUUCUGUAUUUUAUUGUAUUGAAGCUUAUUCUCGUUACAAUGGUCUUCAUGCUGAAAUUCUGUAUUUUUCAUGUUUUCAUUAAAAAAAAAUAUAUUUUGUUUCAGAAGUCUUUGCAUGAGUAAGAGUGUCGUUUUAUUAAUUGUAAUUUUACACCCCAGUUAUUUUAUCAGUUUAGCUAAACUACCUUUAAAAGGUGUUACUUAUUUUAAAGACUUAAUAAAAUGAUAUGCUAUCUGUA